AUGGACAGGACUUGGAUUGUGGAUGUUCCAUGGAUUGUGAAGAAUGUAAAAAAUGUGUCUGGAUCCUCAGAUUUACAGAUUAAAGACUGUGGAGCAUAUAUAGACUGUCCAAACUGCUAUAACCGGGUAGUGACUCCAUGGCCAGGCCUUCCUAAAGGUGUGAAGUUCAACCCAACCGAUGAGGAAGUGAUUGAGCAUUUGGAAGCUAAGUGUGGUCUCGAUGGCUCAAAACCAAAUCCUUUUAUCCAAGACUUUAUCUGCUCAGUAGAUGAUAUCAAUUACACUCACCCUCAAAACCUUCCAGGUGUGAACAAGAAUGGAACUAGUAGGUUCUUCUUUAACAAGACAGUGCAUGCAUAUCCAAAGGGAGAAAGAAAAAGGAGACGGAUCACACCGUCUGAUCUGACAGAUGCGUCAAUACGUUGGCGCAAGUCCGGUAAAACCAAACCAGUGAUGAUUAAUGGAGUCCAGAAGGGUUGCAAAAAGUUCAUGGUGCUCUACAAGAGCGCAAAGAAGGGAUCAAAACCUGAGAAAUAUAAUUGGGUUAUGCACCAGUAUCACUUGGGAAGAGAAGAAGAAGAGACCGGUGAAUACGUUGUUUCCGAGAUCAUGUAUCAGCAACAACAGCGACUGAAAAACAUUCCAGAAGCUUCUUUUGGCUCUACAUCGGACGAGACAGCUCAAGUGGAGAAGAGCCCUAAUUACUGGGUUUUCAACAUGGGUUAUGAACAAAACUGCAUGGCUUCAGAUUUGGAGAAUGCUUAUCUAGGGUCUCUCCCUGAUAUCCGUUCGCUUAAUGAAUUGUCUGGAAUGGAACUGAAACGUCAAGGUAAGGAUUCUAAAGCAGGAUUGUAA
Eruca vesicaria subsp. sativa (arugula) is the source of this 855-nucleotide messenger RNA. The record is from the annotation of a GenBank genome assembly. Lineage: Eukaryota; Viridiplantae; Streptophyta; Magnoliopsida; Brassicales; Brassicaceae.